Messenger RNA from Crotalus tigris (Tiger rattlesnake), 3497 nucleotides. Its product is annotated as E3 ubiquitin-protein ligase RNF169-like. The transcript is spliced from 2 exons. Gene Ontology annotation, biological process: double-strand break repair. The record is from RefSeq and is a predicted model, not a curated record. Gene Ontology annotation, molecular function: nucleosome binding; ubiquitin-protein transferase activity. The coding region runs from base 23 to 1366 and encodes 447 amino acids. NCBI's taxonomy places the organism in Eukaryota, Metazoa, Chordata, Lepidosauria, Squamata, Viperidae. Gene Ontology annotation, cellular component: nucleus; site of double-strand break.
GGCAAUAAAUAAACUAACUUAAAUGUGUGGCUUAAAUAAACCAGCUAAUGUUCUUCUUCCCCCCCCCCACCCCGUUUAUUUUUUUCCCUUUUGCAAAAAUCUCCGUAGAAAUUUUAGCUCCAAAGUCAAAAGGAGUCAAAGUUGCAACGAUACGCUGGGCAAUCGAUCGAAAAGCAGGCAGAGAUCGGCGCCCGUCAGAACAAAGGUCAACCCUUCCGCUGGUGCUUCGGUUUCCCUGCUGGGCGUCCUCUCCUCCACCCAGAACAACCGCUGCCUCUCUGCUCCGGAUCUGACUGCCGAGAAGCGCCUGGUGCUUCCCCCCCAGGCGCCCUCUUCCUUCCCCGUCCUGCCCAGGCAGGAGCGCUCCAUCAGCCCCGAGAGCAACGACAGCAUCUCGGAGGAGCUGAACCACUUCAAGCCCAUCGUCUGCUCGCCUUGCACGCCGCCCAAGCAGCUGCCCGACGGGCGCGUGCUGAGCCCUCUCAUCAUCAAGUCCACCCCCAGGAACUUGACCAGGAGUCUGCAGAAGCCCACCACGUACGAAGCCAGCCCGUGGAUCCUGAAGAAGUGGGAGCGGAUCCUCCAGGAUCGUCAGGUCAAGAAGACCCUCUGCAAGGCCACCUUGACCUCCUCGGCUCCCGAGCCGGGCGAACCUCCCAAUCUCCCCGUCCCGGUCAAGUGUCCUUUGCCGAUGUCCAGCUUGGUCUCGUUGCCGGACUCUCUCCCUCUCCUCUCUGUAGCCAGGUGCGACCGUUCCGCCAACGGUCGGAGAGACUCGGAGGCGACGGAGCUGACUCCCCACGUCCUCCCGCCAAGAGCCGCCGAGAAGCCUCCCAAUUCCGGGAUUUCCGAGCCCCCCAAAGCGAAAACUGCUCCCCGCCUGGCCGGGCCCUGCCUUCACUACGAUGCCAAAACUUCAAUGGCCCGGAAAGUCGUCCGAGUCAACUCGGCCUUGGAGAACGGCUCCCUUACGGCCGAACGGAAGCCACGCCGCUACUGGGACGAGAGCGAACUGCGCCGUCUCUCCAACGGCCUCCGUCUCGAGAGGGGGCUGGGCGAGGAGACCCCCUCCCUGCGGCGCGGGCAGAAGCGGCCGUGCAAAACCAAGCACCUGGACCCUUCGGUCAAGCGGCUGAGGCCGUCGGCCGCCUGUCGCAAAGGCCCUCCGGUCUCCGACUCGCGGCGACAGAAGCGGCAACGGCCGCCGAGCAGGACGGAGCAGAGACUGCAACAGGAGGAGGCCGACCGGCGGCUGGCCGUGCAGCUCCAGCGGCAGUUUGAGAGGGAGAGGCGGACACUGGAGCGGCCGAAGGGGCGAGCCGAACAGUAUUUCUUACGCUCCAAGAACGUCACCGGAGCAAAGUAGCCCUUCGUCAGCUACGCGACUUUUCCGAGAGUCCUGGGUAGACGUCGGCUGGUUCAGGCCGGCGGAAUCGUGGAGACCAGGAGUUCUCUCCGGUCGGUGCGGGAGACAGACGGAGGCCACGAUCCAGAGCCUUCCUCCCCCGAGAUGACUCCGAGAUUAUAAAUCUCGCUUGCAGCGAAGGCCGUUUCGGAUCUCGGAUGGCCGGUCCGGUUCGUCCUGCCUCGAGAUCCGAGUCGGUUACGGUAACGGGCGAACCGACGCUGCGAGCGGCGUUUGUCGUUUCAGGAGCAGCCAGGCUAGAAGGCCCGGUGGUAGAAGUGGUGAUUUUGCCGCCCAAAAAAUCUAUUUAAAUCUAUAAUACAGGUAGUCCUCGACUUAUAACCGUUCGUUUAGUGACUGCUCAAAGUUACAACCUCACGGAAAAAAGCGAGCUGCGGCCGUUUUCGCCACAAUCGUUGCGGCCUGCCCAAUGCUUGGGAGCUGACUCGCAUUUACGACGGUUGCGGUGUCCCAGGGUUACGCGAUCCCUUUUUGUGUCCUGGCCAGCAAAGUCAAUGGGGGGAUUCCCUUAACCGUGUCACUAACUGAAGAACUGCGGUGAAGGUGGUAAAGUAGGUCAAAAUUCACGGCAGCACUGUCUCACUUAGCAACAGAAAUUUUGGACGCCAUUGCCGUCGUAAGUCGAGAACUAUAUGAUGAACUCAUCGGAGGAAAGAAAGGGCACUUGCUUGCUUUGAGUCCAAGCUAAGCAUCAGGGGCCAGAGAGAACUUUUGGCUGCCUGGGGAGGGGGUAUUUCCCCCCCGCCCCUCCUUGGCUCUCCAGCCCCAUCCGUUCUUGGUGUGGGGUUGUGUUGCAGCAGUGUCCAAACGCACACCCUGCUCUGGGGCAGGCAGAGCGCAAAACGCAGGGCGCCCGUCGCUCUGUCUGACCAAUAUCUACGAUGGGGCCUCUCCACAGCCAGGUGAAACAUCUGGAUUCGAAGCCGCCAGGCUAGGAUUCCCAUCUCGGUUUAUUUUACUUUUUGUGGGUAGCCCAGAUUUACACACAAAACGUCUGGCGCAAGAAUGAGAUGGUUGCAGAGUCCUCCGAAAUGACUUUUGGUAUUCGGGGGUGGGGUGUGUGUGUGUGUGUGUGUGUGUGUGUGUUCGUUUCGACAGAAUUGUGUUCCUCCCCGAUGCUGGUUUGCAGGAUCUUGAGAAAUGCUGGUUUUCUGGCGUCGGGAGAACCCGGUUCCGUUUUGUGGCUUGACCCAAACCCAAGACUUCUUUAAAAAAAAAAAAAGAAAGAAAGAAAGAAAGAAAGAAAGAAAGAAAGAAAGAAAGAAAGAAAGAAAGAAAGAAAGAAAGAAAGAAAGUCUGCAGGAGUUUUGAGUGGCAGGUUCGAUUCCCGCUCGCUCUUGUUAAAAAAAGGGGGGGGCUGUGGGGGGCAGUUUUUCUCCCCCCCCCAGCACUUCCAAGGCCGCAGCUUUGGCUGACCCACGUGGUGGUUUGAAGCUCUUGGUGGCUAAACUUAAGUUUAAAGUUUAGAAUUUAAAUUAAUCCUGGGAAAGUAGACACACACACACACACACACACACACACACACACACACACACACACCAAAAAAAAAAAAAAAAGCUUUUUCCUCAAUCACGCAAUCCCCCUCCCCCCCCGUCCGUCUGGUGCAGCAUUUCUCCGCUUUGAGAAUUUUAAAAUCCAGACGUGUGGACUUCAACUCCCAGAAUUCCCCAGCCGGCCUGAAUUCUGGGAGUUGGAAGUCUACCCAAGCUGGGGCAGGUAUUUGGGAGUUGGGUGGCGUUUCACCCUCCUAGCUGGGGGCAUGCUGGGGGUUAAAGUUCACUCCUGCUGGGGCAUGCUGGGAGUUGAAGUCCACAACUUAAAUGGGCCAAGGGUCUUGACACCCAGAGUUCCCCAGCCAGCAUGGCUGGACUUCAGCUUCCAGAAUGCCCAGCCAGCAAGCAGGCAGGCAGGGGGAUUCUGGGAGUAGAAGUCCAGAUUUUUUUUUUUUUUUAAAGUCCCUGAGCUGGGAAAGGCAACUUUAGAGACUGACUUUGCUCUUCCGUUGCGAAGCCCCCCCCCCCCAUUCAAGAUCCUCCUUCCCAGUAAUAAACUGCCUUUCGUUGCGUCCGUU